GAAGAAAUGUCAAAGAGGCAGACAAUGACAGAGAACAUACCUAUCAAAAGUAAAAAAAUGAAGACACCUGAAGACUCAUAUGACGAAAAGUCAGAUUAUUAUGAAAACGAAGAAACAGAUUCGGAUGACGAUAUCGCUAUUGUUGGUGUGGGCUGCAAGUUUCCAGGAGCAGAUAAUAUUGAGGAGUUUUGGAAAGUUUUAUACAAUGGAGAAAAUCAUGUUAACGAAAUUCCAAUAGAUCGAUGGAAUGUGGAGGCAUUUCAUUCUGAAGACUUGGACAGUUCUGGAAAAACAUAUGCCAAGCAUGCUGGACUGGUUAAAAACUUUACUCAAUGGGACAAUAAAUGUUUUGGUAUAAACGAUACUGAAGCCAAAGAAAUAGAUCCUCAGCAGCGUUAUGUCCUGGAAUGUGUACACAUGGCUCUCGAAGAUGGUGGUAUUACAAGAAAAAGCAUAAAAGGGUCUGAUACUGGUGUUUUCAUAGGUAACUUUCAAUAA
Messenger RNA from Mytilus californianus (California mussel), 498 nucleotides. RefSeq lists its product as uncharacterized. The transcript has 3 exons. Gene Ontology annotation, molecular function: fatty acid synthase activity. The record is from RefSeq and is a predicted model, not a curated record. Gene Ontology annotation, biological process: fatty acid biosynthetic process. Bases 7 to 498 code for a protein of 163 amino acids. Lineage: Eukaryota; Metazoa; Mollusca; Bivalvia; Mytilida; Mytilidae.